Marchantia polymorpha subsp. ruderalis is the source of this 249-nucleotide messenger RNA. The record is from the annotation of a GenBank genome assembly. NCBI's taxonomy places the organism in Eukaryota, Viridiplantae, Streptophyta, Marchantiopsida, Marchantiales, Marchantiaceae.
AUGCAGCAAACGGGAUGGGCUGUUGCUCCAGCCACCAGCAAUGAUGACCUGAGAAGUGAGCCUGUCAUUGAGGACAUGGGGGUCCGUGCAGACGUACCGGCCCUCUCAAUGGAAGAGAUAGCAACUCUUGCAGUUUCAGAUGCAUCCAUUCUUGCACCAGAGGUGUUUACGGGAGACGAUGGCUUCAAAGCCGAGCUUGAGGUUACUCCCGAGGAGAGAAAGAGCCGUAGUGUCGUGGAUUUGUAUUAG